Messenger RNA from Cucurbita pepo subsp. pepo (vegetable marrow), 456 nucleotides. Its product is annotated as MLP-like protein 328. Gene Ontology annotation, biological process: defense response. NCBI's taxonomy places the organism in Eukaryota, Viridiplantae, Streptophyta, Magnoliopsida, Cucurbitales, Cucurbitaceae. The record is from RefSeq and is a predicted model, not a curated record.
AUGUCUCUGGUCGGAAAGCUGGUGAGCGAGCUAGAGAUAAACAUACCUGCUGAGAAGUAUUACAAAGUCUUCAAGGAUCAAUGCUUUCAUGUUCCUAAAAUCACCCCAAAAAUCAUUCAGCACGUUGAAAUUCAUGAUGGAGAUUGGGAUAGCCACGACCAUGGCUCUAUCAAGACCUGGCAUUACACAGUUGACGGGAAGUCUGAGGUUUUCAAAGAGCGAGUGGAAUUUCAUGACGAGAAAUUCAUGGUAGUUUUGGUUGGAUUGGAAGGAGAUUUGUUCAAUCAUUAUAAAACCUUCAAGCCGGUUUGUCAGGUUGUGCCAAAGGGUCCUAGCCAUUGUUUGGCAGUUCUGACGAUUGAGUAUGAGAAACUUGAUGAUGGCUCUCCUUAUCCUUUUAAGUAUAUUGAUCUCAUGAAUGGUAUCACUAAGGAUAUUGAAUCUCACCUCAAAUAA